UAGAGGAAAUCUUUUAUGACUCUUUCACCACUCAAAGCUGGUGCCCUUCCUGUUGCUUGCAAGGAACAACAUCCUAUACUGCCCGUUUCCAAGGUGGAAGAAUCUAUCAGAAGAUAUGCAGCUCCUCAGAAACCCUUACUGGACAGUGAUGACUACAAAUUUGAUGAGCGAUAUAAAAGAGAACCCAUGCAGAAACCAUCCAAAAUCAGAAUGGCUGUCACCUUAGCGAGGAUCAACCGAGGAACAUUAAUUCAAGGAUUAAACAGCAUAUCCAGAUCUUCCAAAUCAGUGGCCAAACUUCUGCAGCCUCAGCUUGCUUGUAGACUUCUAGAGUUAAGGGACAUAUCACAUCGUUUGCUGAGGGAAGUUAAUGCACCGAAGCAACCCCUCUAUAACGUGCAGGUCAGAAGGGGUUCUUUGUUUGAAAUCAUUUCUUUUCCAGCGAAGACUGCUUUAACUAGCAUAAUGUAUGCUUCAUAUGCAGCACUAAUUUAUUUGACAGUCUGUGUUAAUGCUGUGCUGGAGAAGGUAAAGAAAAUUUUCCAAGAAGAAGAAUCCAUAAGGCAAAACAGAGAAGAGAGUGAAAAUCUUAGAAAAGCCUUUUCUGAGCCUGUGCUUUCUGAGCCUACAUUUCCUGAAAGUGAAAUCAAAGCAAAACCUUACAGGUCAUUACCGGAGAAACCAGACAAUAUUUCAGAUCGCCCCAAACUUCCUGCUAAUAAGUUGAAUAAUAAGAUCCAGGUUUUACAUUCUGUGUUUGACCAAUCAGCUGAAAUGAAUGAAUGAGCAAAUCAGAACAUAAAUAUCACUGAGUGGAGCUUGAGAGUUAUUAUCUAAUCACAUUUCAUCUGACAAAACCAGGAAACUAGUUUUCAUAUAUUGACUGCUCUGCUUUAAAAAAGGGGUGGGGAACUACUAAAAUGUCAUUCUCAAGUAUUUAUAUGGUAGAGAAAAUAAAAUGAAUCUUGAUGUAGAAGUAUGACUAUGAUAUUUUUUAAUGAACAAGAAAGUGAACCCUUUGGAGUGUUAGACUUUAUGCUAUCGUUUAUAACGGUAUAUUUAUAAUACAUUUAUGUUUUUAUAAAGACCUGUUUCAAGUACCUUUCCAAUUAUAGUUGGCCCUUGAACAUGGGUUUGAACUGUGCAGAUCCACUUAUAUGCAGAUCUUUUCUGAUAAAUAAAUUACAGUUCUGGAAAUUUAUAUUCUCUUCCAUAUGAUUUUCUUAACAUUUUCUUAACAUUCUCUCUUAACAUUUCUCUCUAGCUUACCUUAAGAAUACAUUAUAUAAUAUAUAGAACAUUCAAAAUAUGUGUUAAUCAACUGUGUAUGUAAUCAGUCAGGCUUCCAGUCAACAGUAGACUAUUAGUAAAGUUUUUGGGGAGUCUAAAGUUAUAUGUGGAUUUUCCAGCUGUGUGUGGGGUUGGUACCGCCCCCCCUACAAUGUUCAAGGGUCAACUGUAUUCAUCUGGAGGGAAAAUACCCUCCAUAUCAAAAUGCUACAUAUCUUCUUCAGAGAUAAUAAAAGGAUAUUUAUUUUCUAUCUAUAGGCUAAAUAGUUUGAAUCUGCCUAUUAUCGAUCCUUUUUUAAACUCAUCUGUAAAGUUAUGAAGGACUUAUAAUUCUCAGAUGUAAUAAAUUUAUAAAACAAAAUAUUAUUUACAAAUCUUAUAGAAAAUUUCUAUAUAUGAGGGUAGGAUAUGACAUGACAUUUUUUUAUUUCCAGAUUUGUUGGAACACAUUUAGAACCAGAAAUCAAGUCCAUAUUACUCAUUGUUGCCACUGGGUCCUGAGAGAAAAUGCUUCUGUAACUGGCCCUGCAAAUGAGGGCCACUGUUUUGCCUGCAGGAGGUACUUUGGUUUCUUCCACACGUCUUAAAUUCUGGACACGUGUUAUGACCUGUGUGGUCAUUGGAGGAUUAGCACCUGAUAUAAUAGGCUAGGAUUUACCCAUCGAGUGAUAAUACAUUUCCUGUACCUGGUAAAUAGCUACUGCCAUAAAAGUAUUUAUAAAAAGCCAAACCUUGGCUUUUUAGUAGUCUGAGAAAUGAGUAACAAGUGUUCUAUCACCUCAUGUUACCCAUAUUCCUUCAGAAAAGGAAAUGUAAUAAUAUGUAGCAAAGGGCUCCUCUGUAAGCAGACCCUUAAUUAUAGGUACUUAAUUCACUUAUUAUUUUUAUGAAAACCAAGGAAAAGAGUCCAAGUGGCCCCCCUAGAAUGUUCAGUAUUAGGUCUGGGGCUUUAAUGCAAUCCUAGGCCACUAAGAAGAUUACUGUGCUUAGAGACAAAAUUCCAAUUUUGACAGUUUUUCGCACUCUGAAUUCAUAAUGUGAUCAUCCUGGUUCUUAUUCUACUUAUGGUUAUAUUCUACUAUAUGCUGCCGAGUUUUAGAUGAUAAGCACCCAGAGUGUUACAGUACAGUGUGGGCACCAGGCAACCAGAUUAGUGCUGGCCAUAAAUAACGGGCCUAUGAAAGCAGGGUAGGCCAAUUGAACAUCGACCCUGCCUGUGAACUCAGCAGAAAGGACUGAAGAACAACACCCUCUAUCUCUUCUCUGUAACAGUUACGUGAAACACUUAGUUCUACUACAUUACAACAUUCUCAAAAACAAAACAAAACAAAAACAAACCUUUGUUUGAAAAUUUCACGUAGGACAUUCAAAGUACUUUGGCUCACUGAAUAAGGAACUUCACAUCUCUCAUGGCUGGGCAGCAGCUGUGUGUGUCUUCCUUACUUUGAGAGUAUUUGCUUUGACCAGAGAGAAACUGAGCCAAGAUUUGUUUAGUUUCGAUGUGCAGUACAGGAGGAUUAAGGAGUGCACUUGUAGUGAGCACUGGGUGUUGUAUGGAAAUCUUGAAUAAGUUUCUUAUUUUUAAACGAAGCAUUGUAAAUUGAUCCCAUUUUGGAGGCAUUGUUUUAAGUGUAAAAAGUCUACUCUAUAUUUGGAAAAAUUGACUAGUUGAGAUUUAAGCAUUUCAGUGUAUUUAAAUUUUACCUAUAAAAAGAAAGAAUAACAACCAAAUGGCGGGGGGAGGUGGAGAAUGUGUCGAGGUAUCAGUGAAACAAGAAUACAAGAAUAGAAGAAGGGAAGGAUGCUGAUAAUUGUUGAAGUUGGGUGAUGAGAGUUUAUUAUGCUACUCUGUUUAGUUUGUGUAUAUUAAAACUUUUGCAUGAUAAAGUCUGCUAAUCAAAAUAGGGAUUACCUCCCCCAUAUUUUUUAUUAGAUCUAAUUUUUUACCUUUCCUUCACUGUGGUUACUGCAAAUAUUUUCACCCUUCUUAAAAUGCACAUUCCAAACCUAUAACCUUCAGGUUCCAGUCAAUCCAGAGGACUAGAUGAAAUGUAUUCUAUAGACCCUGAUAAUAAUCCUUCCAUCACACUAAAUAUA
Zalophus californianus (California sea lion) is the source of this 3387-nucleotide messenger RNA. RefSeq names its product spermatogenesis associated 9 (gene SPATA9). Bases 16 to 786 code for a protein of 256 amino acids. The transcript has 5 exons. The record is from RefSeq and is a predicted model, not a curated record. Lineage: Eukaryota; Metazoa; Chordata; Mammalia; Carnivora; Otariidae.